AUGGGGCCCAAAGACAGGGCCAAGAGCUCACGCUGCGGCCCAGAGCUGAGCUGCAGGGCAGCCGGGGACGGCCCCACGCAGGAAAACUGUAGACCCCACUGUCCGUGUGUCCGUGUCCAGGGCCGCAGCACCUGGGGAGCCCGGGACCACGUGGACGGGCAGAUCCUCGGCCAGCUGCACCCCCUGGCCGAGGAGGAAGACGGGGAGGGGCCUGCCUUCCCCGGCAUGGGCUCCGAGGAGGUGCGGCUGGCCUCCUUCUGCGACUGGCCGCUGACCACUGGGGUGCGGCCCGAGCCACUGGCCGCUGCUGGCUUCUUCUACACGGGCCAGCAGGACAAGGUGAGGUGCUUCUUCUGCUACGGAGGUCUGCAGAGCUGGAAGCAAGGGGACGACCCCUGGACCGAGCACGCCAAGUGGUUCCCCAGGUGUCGAUUCUUGCUCCAGUCAAAGGGCAGAGACUUUGUGCACAGCGCCCGGGAGGCUCAUCCCCGGCUGCAGGGCUCCUGGGACCGAUGGGAAGAGCCGGAAGAUGCUGCCCUCACCACCGCCCCAGCUCCUGUCCACCGGGACCCUGAGCAGCUCACGCCCAGAAGAGAGGCCCAGACUGAAGGCGCCCGGCAGCCAGGUGCAGAGGAACCAGCUGAGCCCAGGCCAAGUGCGCGGUGGGCUCCCGAGCCGCGAGGAGCCGGGGCUGCGGAGGAGGAGCUGCGGCAGCUGCGGCAGGAGAGGACGUGCAAGGUGUGUCUGGACCGCGCCGUGUCUGUGGUCUUCGUGCCGUGUGGCCACCUGGCCUGUGCGGAGUGUGCCCCCAGCCUGCAGCUGUGUCCCAUCUGCCGGGCCCCCGUCCACAGCCGCGUGCGCACCUUCCUGUCCUAG
Messenger RNA from Propithecus coquereli (Coquerel's sifaka), 876 nucleotides. It is a transcript of the gene BIRC7, whose product is annotated as baculoviral IAP repeat containing 7. The record is from RefSeq and is a predicted model, not a curated record. Gene Ontology annotation, cellular component: nucleus; cytoplasm. NCBI's taxonomy places the organism in Eukaryota, Metazoa, Chordata, Mammalia, Primates, Indriidae. Gene Ontology annotation, molecular function: ubiquitin protein ligase activity; cysteine-type endopeptidase inhibitor activity involved in apoptotic process. The transcript is spliced from 6 exons. Gene Ontology annotation, biological process: negative regulation of apoptotic process; regulation of cell cycle; positive regulation of protein ubiquitination. The coding region runs from base 1 to 876 and encodes 291 amino acids.